UCUUGCUACCUCCUGUGUCGUUCAAUAUGUUCAGUUGGGAAGACAGCACAAACACAGCUGGGACUCCUCCCAUUCUGCAUGCUUUAAAAGGCAAGGGAAGAGUAACACUGGGGACUCCGCCCACUCUGCAUGCUUUAAAAGGCAAGGGAAGAGUAACACUGGGGACUCCGCCCACUCUGCAUGCUUUAAAAGGGAGGAGUAACUCCGCCCACUCUGCAUGCUUUAAAAGGCAAGGGAAGAGUAACACCGCCCACUCUGCAUGCUUUAAAAGGCAAGGGAAGAGUAACUCCGCCCACUCUGCAUGCUUUAAAAGGCAAGGGAGGAGUAACUCCGCCCACUCUACACGCUUUAAAAGGCAAGGGAGGAGUAACUCCGCCCACUGUGCAUGCUUUAAAAGGCAAGGGAAGAGUAACACCGCCCACUCUGCAUGCUUUAAAAGGCAAGGGAGGAAUAACUCCGCCCACUCUGCAUGCUUUAAAAGGCAAGGGAGGAGUAACUCCGCCCACUCUGCAUGCUUUAAAAGGCAAGGGAAGAGUAACUCCGCCCACUCUGCAUGCUUUAAAAGGCAAGGGAAGAGUAACUCCGCCCACUCUGCAUGCUUUAAAAGGCAAGGGAAGAGUAACACUGGGGACUCCUCCCACUCUGCAUGCUUUAAAAGGCAAGGGAAGAGUAACACUGGGGACUCCUCCCACUCUGCAUGCUUUAAAAGGCAAGGGAAGAGUAACACUGGGGACUCCUCCCACUCUGCAUGCUUUAAAAGGCAAGGGAAGAGUAACACUGGGGACUCCUCCCACUCUGCAUGCUUUAAAAGGCAAGGGAAGAAUAACACUGGGGACUCCUCCCACUCUGCAUGCUUUAAAAGGCAAGGGAAGAGUAACACUGGGGACUCCUCCCACUCUGCAUGCUUUAAAAGGCAAGGGAAGAGUAACACUGGGGACUCCUCCCACUCUGCAUGCUUUAAAAGGCAAGGGAAGAGUAACACUGGGGACUCCGCCCACUCUGCAUGCUUUAAAAGGCAAGGGAAGAGUAACUCCGCCCACUCUGCAUGCUUUAAAAGGCAAGGGAAGAGUAACACUAGUGAAAAUGAACAAAAAGGGAUUCUGUUACUCAUCAAACUUCUCUUCGUCACACAAUGUUUUACCUGUCAAUGAAAAUGCAUUUAGGGCACUUGAUUCGUAGCCUGGUUCUGACCUGAAUUCUGUUCAUGGAAGUGAUCGUGAAACUGGAAUAUUCUAGUUGAAUCAUAACAGGCUACUUGUUAUUGAGGAAGGUUGUGACAAUUGAAGCACAAAUCAUGAGGUACUCCCACUAUAUCACUGCCUGUGCUUAGUGCACACGGACAUGACCAGUUAUUGAAUUGUUUACACAAACCAUUGGUUAAAGAAGCCUAAAACCUGUUGCAAUUCCCUGUCUACCAUACAGACUGCUCCUUUACCAAUGACCAGAAUGGGGUCCUGUGACGACAUUUAAUGUUCAGCUUGUACUGUAUUUGCUCUUUAACUGUGGUGACAUCCCAAAUGGCACCCUAUUCCCUACAUAGUGCACUACUUUUGGCCAGAGCCUAUGAAGAAGUGCACUAUAUAGGGAAUAGGGCACCAUGUCUUGCUCCUGUGUACAUUAUGAACCAUUUCAAAGUAUUGCAUUUUAUUUUACACAGACAACUGUCACUACUUCAGUUCUCUCAAAUACUGUUAAUCAUUAAAACAAUACAUGUCUA
Messenger RNA from Oncorhynchus kisutch (coho salmon), 1717 nucleotides. RefSeq names its product dentin sialophosphoprotein-like. The record is from RefSeq and is a predicted model, not a curated record. Bases 27 to 1151 code for a protein of 374 amino acids. NCBI's taxonomy places the organism in Eukaryota, Metazoa, Chordata, Actinopteri, Salmoniformes, Salmonidae. The transcript is spliced from 2 exons.